Messenger RNA from Sphenostylis stenocarpa, 1074 nucleotides. Lineage: Eukaryota; Viridiplantae; Streptophyta; Magnoliopsida; Fabales; Fabaceae. The record is from the annotation of a GenBank genome assembly.
AUGAAAGGCAUAAUGAGGGUAGGGAAGGGAUUUGAUUUGGAGGAAAGUGGAGUGAGUGAGAAGAGAUUUGGUGUUUCUCUUUCUUGUGGGAUCGGAUCCAUUGACUUUGUUCAAGGGUCAGAAAUCAUUGGAAGAUGGAAAUGGGAUACAUUGACUUUCCCAAGAAAAGCGAAACAUUCCCUCUACCAUCUCUGUCACAAUAUGCAUGGUUUUGUGGAACACUUGCCGGGGUUUGAGACUGAGCGAGGCUUUUUAGAAUCUGAGUCUGUUCAUUUUUUAGAUGCUUGUGUUUGUCCUUUUACCAUCUCUAUAUUCACAGUCAUUGCCAAUAAUGCGCAGCUUCUAUGCUUAUUAACAAAGAACAACAAGGAGUGGACGAUUCCUGCAGUCCUAUCUAACAUCUUAGGUGGCCUUGUGCUAAAAAGGUUCAAAAACAUGGCUCAACAGGAUGAGGGUUGGCCUCUGGGUUUACUCCAGCCAGUGAAUGCAAGGAUUGAAUUGGUGAGAAAUAGUGAGAAUGCAGGGACAGGGUCAAUAUCAUUCAACACAUUACUCACUGCUUCUCCAUCUUCCUCUUCACAUUCUUCAUCUGAUUUAGACACUCAGUCGACGGGGUCUUUUUUUCCAGACCAAAGUACCACUCUUGGGAGUCUAAUGGGUGUGUCUAGCAUUGUGGAAUUAUCAAAAAGAUCUCUGAGAGAAACCAAAACAGAACUCUUGAAGAGCAGGAAGAAGUUGAAGUUGAAGUUAUGGUCAUGGUUUUUCUGUUUGGGUUCAAGGAGUAGAAAUGGUGAAGCUGAGAAAAAUAAUCCCCCAUCUCUCGGUCAAUUUCUUGCAGUGGAAAGAAGAGUUGCUAGUGAAAACAGAAGGAACCAAAGCCUUCAUUUUGAGCUUGCAUUGGCUGAAACCAAUAUUGUAGAACGAAAUUCAGUUUUUAUGAGUGGCACCUCCUUAAGUCCAAGCCAUAGCAUUGGAAAAGAGAGAAAAAGCAUGGAAAUAAGGCACGGCAACAACAAAGGGUUUGGUUCACUCUCGGAGCCAUUUUCAUGCAUGUGUGGGCAAAAUUGCCUUUAG